Molecule: messenger RNA, 2001 nt
Organism: Cherax quadricarinatus
Lineage: Eukaryota; Metazoa; Arthropoda; Malacostraca; Decapoda; Parastacidae
Biological process (GO): poly(A)+ mRNA export from nucleus
Cellular component (GO): nucleus; nuclear speck
Molecular function (GO): mRNA binding
Source: RefSeq, a predicted model, not a curated record
CCUGCGGUCACAAACAAACAUGGCCGACUCAAGCUUGGAUGACAUUAUCAAACAGCGCAAAAUUCGCUCGGGACUGUUACCAGCAAAUAGAAAUGACUUGAGUGGUGCCAUUGGAAGAGGCCGUCCUUUUGUUAAAGCACGCCAAUAUCAGCCAGUCCAUUCAGAUAUGGAAGUUGAGCCUCAGGUGGUUGGUGAUGCACGGAACAGAAUUAUUCAGAAGAAAAGGGAGCGAUUCCCAGAUGCCCGUGAUCGUCUUGCAGAAAUUGCUAAGCAGGGAGAUGCACGUGAAAAGAUCAAUAAGAUCAGGAAAGUCUCCGGCACAGUGACCAACAGAAUAAAUAAAAACCCAGUUGCUUGGAAGAAUACAACUGUAGUUGAAAAAAGCAUACGGAAUGAAAACCAUGCAUCAGAUUUAAAAGGCAAGACACGUAUGCAAGGAUCUUUCUUGUUGCGGACAGUGGCUGGUAGAGAUACGGCUGGAGGAAAAAAUAUUGCAGCUCGAGGAAGAUCUGAUGUCCUGACAAGAAAGUUGCCUAACAAUGGUAGAACACGAUCUGUUGCAAAACCAGCUAGUGAUAGUAGCCGAUAUCAUCCAUUACCAAAUAAUCCUCAUGUUGUCACAAUCAAGAAUGAGAAAGCCGAGUUAUAUAACUCAUAUAUUCCAGAGUUAAACAGUUACAGGCAACAGGAGAUGAGGCCUGCACGGAUUAAGUUGACUGCACGAAGCCCAUCCUAUAGGUCACUGGGCCUUAACACGGUUGCACAAAAUUACGGUUUAAGUGGAAUGCGAUCAGAUUUUCUAUCGCAUUCAAGGUCCCCAAUUUAUCGACUGAGGAGGUCACCAGAACUGGAGGAGAUACGACCAACUCGGCUGAAAAUCACCACUGCCAAUAAUUACAGGGAACCAAGUCCACAAUAUAGUGAUGAAUGGGACUCCCAACCCAGAUUACCAAUGAGACUGCCAACUAGAACACCUGGGGGAAGACUUCAUUCAGAAAUUCCUGAAAGAUUAGCAGUCAGGCUUCCAGCCAAAAAGAGACCUUUGUAUGAAGAUGAAGAGGUGGAAUCCCUUAGCCGCCCCAAGAAGAUAGCUCCUAUAUCAUCUGGUUUGAUGGCUCGUUUAGACCAGCCACAACAUCUUCCUGCAUCACAAGGAGGAAAGGUUCUUGUGACCAAUUUGCAUCACUGUGUAAGCGUAGAAGACAUGGAAGAAUUAUUCGGAACUAUUGGACCAAUCCUCUCUGCUCGAAUGGUUAGGGAAGGAGUUGCUGAGGCUGUCUUCAUGCAUAUGGAAGAUGCUUAUAGGUCAGUUGAAGUGUUCAACAAUCGACAACUUGAUGGACAGCCAAUGUGUGUGACGGUAGUUGGCAAGAAGACCACGUCUACCCCACCUGCUCCACCUCCUGCUCCUAGAACACAGACAAAAUCAGUUUUGAAAGCUGCCAGUGGAAGCAGCAACAUGAACAGAAGCCUACCAAGCCUAAGAGGGUUUAAACAUGAUGGUCGAGUAGCACCAGACAUCCCUACGAUCCAUCAGGCACUCUUCAACAGGUCGCAGGCACCCACAUCCAAUCAUGUGUUCCUUGUCAAGCUUCCUAAGCAGCCUACAAGAAAGACUCUUUCCUAAAUGUUUGGAAUUCGGCUUAGGACUGUCAUUACAAGGAUCAAAUGCACAUACCAUAUUGGGUUUUGAAUGAUAUACCUUAUCCGGUUUUUAGUUACAAAACAGGAAAAAUUCAGAGGAGGGUUUUUGAGAGAGGUAGUUUGUGCUGAACCAAAAGAAUGUAAUAUCUUAUAAUUAUUGUAUAUCUAACUGAUUAAGCUAUUAUUUUUUGUGAAUAUUUUCUUUAAUUUGCAGCAGUAAUCACUAGAGGUCACUUGUAAGAAUAGCUAAUACUCAGAAGUGCCCUGUACUGACUACAGCAUUCAUAGAUUUAUUUAGAAUAUUGUACAAAGCCACUUAUCAUAUUUAAGCUGUUUCUUUUUAAUUUUUUUUUUUUU